Symphalangus syndactylus (siamang) is the source of this 7116-nucleotide messenger RNA. RefSeq names its product thyroid hormone receptor interactor 12 (gene TRIP12). Gene Ontology annotation, cellular component: nuclear speck. The record is from RefSeq and is a predicted model, not a curated record. Gene Ontology annotation, molecular function: ubiquitin protein ligase activity; zinc ion binding. Gene Ontology annotation, biological process: DNA damage response; protein polyubiquitination; proteasome-mediated ubiquitin-dependent protein catabolic process. NCBI's taxonomy places the organism in Eukaryota, Metazoa, Chordata, Mammalia, Primates, Hylobatidae.
AGAAAGUCCCAGGAAGCCCGGUUGUGUCAUCGCCGCGAUUCGGCCCCCGCUUGGCCUGCUCCUGGCGCCGGCGGCGGCGGGGCCGCGGAAGGACUGGGCCGGGGGUGGAGGGGAGAGACGCUCGAGGGCGGCCGCGGCCGGAGGGACCGGGGCCCGGCGGGAGGCAGGGGUCGCUGGGUCCCUCCUCCGGCUCCCCGCAAUGAGGAGGGCCCUUCACAGAACCGGGGUAAGGCUUGCGGGUGUUGGGGAGCUCGGCGGGGGCCAAGGGGGGCCGGAAGUGGGCUUUGGAGCUUGGAGGGUGUCUGGGAAGAGAGAAAGUGGGGGGCCGGAAGUGCAGGUGGGGGGUGUGAAGACGGCAAGGGUUCCCCGGAAAUGGGACGAGGGGCCCGGAAAUCGGGAAAGGGGAGGCUCCGGGGCCAUGGACGGCCCGGAAAUGGAAACUAGGGAGCAGCUCGAGUGACAACAGUUGUGGGAAGCGAGGGUCAGAGGAGGGAGAGGCCGGAGUGACUUUAGACCGCAUGAAUGGUAGUGUCUAGAAAGGGUAUGUCCCUUCAAGAGAGAGGUGCCAAUGUCCAACCGGCCUAAUAACAAUCCAGGGGGGUCACUGCGACGUUCACAGAGGAACACUGCCGGGGCCCAACCACAAGACGACUCAAUAGGAGGAAGGUCACAUUUAGGGCAGGCAAAACAUAAGGGAUAUAGCCCUCCUGAGAGUAGAAAAUCUAAUUCUAAGGCACCCAAAGUGCAGUCUAAUACUACUUCCGAACUGUCAAGGGGACACCUUUCUAAAAGAAGCUGCAGUUCGUCAUCUGCUGUGAUAGUUCCACAACCAGAAGAUCCAGACAGAGCCAAUACUUCAGAAAGACAAAAAACGGGGCAGGUGCCUAAGAAAGACAAUUCUCGAGGAGUGAAGCGCAGUGCUAGUCCAGACUACAACAGGACCAAUUCUCCUAGCUCUGCAAAAAAACCAAAAGCACUUCAGCAUACUGAAUCUCCCUCAGAAACAAAUAAGCCACAUAGUAAGUCAAAGAAGAGACAUUUAGACCAGGAGCAACAACUGAAAUCUGCACAAUCACCAUCAACAAGCAAGGCUCAUACCAGAAAGAGUGGGGCCACUGGCGGUUCACGGAGUCAGAAAAGAAAAAGGACAGAGAGUUCUUGUGUAAAGAGUGGCUCCGGGUCUGAAUCAACUGGUGCAGAAGAGAGAUCUGCAAAACCUACCAAGCUGGCUUCAAAAUCAGCCACCUCAGCCAAAGCUGGGUGUAGCACCAUCACUGAUUCUUCUUCUGCUGCCUCUACGUCCUCCUCGUCUUCUGCUGUAGCCUCGGCCUCCUCCACUGUACCACCAGGUGCUAGAGUGAAACAAGGAAAAGAUCAGAACAAGGCCAGGCGUUCCCGUUCAGCAUCCAGUCCCAGCCCCAGAAGAAGUAGCAGGGAAAAGGAACAGAGUAAAACUGGUGGCUCUUCAAAAUUUGACUGGGCUGCUCGUUUCAGCCCUAAAGUUAGCCUUCCUAAAACAAAACUGUCUCUUCCAGGGUCUUCUAAGUCAGAGACAUCAAAACCUGGACCUUCUGGAUUACAGGCCAAAUUAGCAAGUUUAAGAAAAUCUACGAAGAAACGCAGUGAGUCUCCACCUGCUGAGCUCCCCAGUUUGAGGCGGAGCACACGCCAAAAGACCACGGGCUCCUGUGCUAGUACCAGUCGGCGAGGCUCUGGCCUGGGCAAAAGAGGAGCAGCUGAAGCUCGUCGACAGGAGAAAAUGGCAGACCCUGAAAGCAACCAGGAGGCAGUAAAUUCUUCAGCUGCUCGGACAGAUGAAGCUCCCCAAGGAGCUGCAGCCUCUAGUUCUGUUGCAGGGGCUGUUGGCAUGACCACCUCUGGGGAGAGUGAAUCAGAUGAUUCCGAGAUGGGACGUUUGCAAGCUUUGUUAGAGGCAAGGGGUCUUCCCCCUCACCUAUUUGGUCCUCUUGGUCCUCGGAUGUCACAGCUUUUCCAUAGAACAAUUGGAAGUGGAGCUAGUUCUAAGGCCCAGCAGCUACUACAAGGAUUGCAAGCCAGUGAUGAAAGUCAACAGCUUCAGGCAGUUAUUGAGAUGUGUCAGUUACUGGUCAUGGGAAAUGAGGAGACACUGGGAGGGUUUCCUGUCAAGAGUGUUGUUCCAGCUUUGAUUACGUUACUUCAGAUGGAGCAUAAUUUUGAUAUUAUGAACCAUGCUUGUCGAGCCUUAACAUACAUGAUGGAAGCACUUCCUCGAUCUUCUGCUGUCGUAGUAGAUGCUAUUCCUGUCUUUUUAGAAAAGCUGCAAGUUAUUCAGUGUAUUGAUGUGGCAGAGCAGGCCUUGACUGCCUUGGAGAUGUUGUCACGGAGACACAGUAAAGCCAUUCUACAGGCGGGUGGUUUGGCAGACUGCUUGCUGUACCUAGAAUUCUUCAGCAUAAAUGCCCAAAGAAAUGCAUUAGCAAUUGCAGCCAAUUGCUGCCAGAGUAUCACGCCAGAUGAAUUUCAUUUUGUGGCAGAUUCCCUCCCAUUGCUAACCCAAAGGCUAACACAUCAGGAUAAAAAGUCAGUAGAAAGCACUUGCCUUUGUUUUGCACGCCUAGUGGACAACUUCCAGCAUGAGGAGAAUUUACUCCAGCAGGUUGCUUCCAAAGAUCUGCUUACAAAUGUUCAACAGCUGUUGGUAGUGACUCCACCCAUUUUAAGUUCUGGGAUGUUUAUAAUGGUGGUUCGCAUGUUUUCUCUGAUGUGUUCCAACUGUCCAACUUUGGCUGUUCAACUUAUGAAACAAAACAUUGCAGAAACGCUUCACUUUCUCCUGUGUGGUGCCUCUAAUGGAAGUUGUCAGGAACAGAUUGAUCUUGUUCCACGAAGCCCUCAAGAACUGUAUGAACUGACAUCUCUGAUUUGUGAACUUAUGCCAUGUUUACCAAAAGAAGGCAUUUUUGCAGUUGAUACCAUGUUGAAGAAGGGAAAUGCACAGAACACAGAUGGUGCGAUAUGGCAGUGGCGUGAUGAUCGGGGCCUCUGGCAUCCAUAUAACAGGAUUGACAGCCGGAUCAUUGAGGUAGCAGCCCAUCAGGUCGGUGAGGAUGAGAUAAGCUUGUCCACUCUGGGACGAGUUUAUACUAUUGAUUUUAAUUCUAUGCAGCAAAUCAAUGAGGACACGGGAACAGCACGUGCCAUUCAGAGAAAACCUAACCCCUUAGCCAAUAGUAACACUAGUGGAUAUUCAGAGUCAAAGAAGGAUGAUGCUCGAGCACAGCUUAUGAAAGAGGAUCCGGAACUGGCUAAGUCUUUUAUUAAGACAUUAUUUGGUGUUCUUUAUGAAGUGUAUAGUUCCUCAGCAGGACCUGCGGUCAGACAUAAGUGCCUUAGAGCAAUUCUUAGGAUAAUUUAUUUUGCGGAUGCUGAACUUCUGAAGGAUGUUCUGAAAAAUCAUGCUGUUUCAAGUCACAUUGCUUCCAUGCUGUCAAGCCAAGACCUGAAGAUAGUAGUGGGAGCACUUCAGAUGGCAGAAAUCUUAAUGCAGAAGUUACCUGAUAUUUUUAGUGUUUACUUCAGAAGAGAAGGUGUAAUGCAUCAAGUAAAACACUUAGCAGAAUCAGAGUCUUUGUUGACAAGUCCACCAAAGGCAUGUACGAAUGGGUCAGGAUCCUUGGGAUCCACAACUUCAGUCAGCAGUGGGACGGCCACAGCUGCCACUCAUGCUGCAGCUGACUUGGGAUCACCCAGCUUGCAGCACAGCAGAGAUGAUUCUUUAGAUCUCAGCCCUCAAGGUCGAUUAAGUGAUGUUCUAAAGAGAAAACGACUGCCAAAACGAGGGCCAAGAAGGCCAAAGUACUCACCUCCAAGAGAUGAUGACAAAGUAGACAAUCAAGCUAAAAGCCCCACCACUACUCAGUCACCUAAAUCUUCUUUCCUGGCAAGCUUGAAUCCAAAAACAUGGGGAAGGUUAAGUACACAGUCCAACAGCAACAACAUUGAGCCAGCACGGACUGCGGGAGGUAGUGGCCUUGCCAGGGCUGCCUCAAAGGAUACCAUCUCCAAUAAUAGAGAAAAAAUUAAAGGUUGGAUUAAGGAGCAGGCACAUAAGUUUGUAGAACGUUAUUUCAGUUCUGAGAAUAUGGAUGGAAGCAACCCUGCAUUGAAUGUCCUUCAGAGACUUUGUGCUGCAACCGAACAACUCAACCUCCAGGUGGAUGGUGGAGCUGAGUGCCUUGUAGAAAUCCGUAGCAUAGUCUCAGAGUCAGAUGUUUCAUCAUUUGAAAUCCAACAUAGUGGAUUUGUGAAGCAGCUGUUGCUUUAUUUGACAUCUAAAAGUGAAAAGGAUGCUGUGAGCAGAGAGAUCAGAUUAAAGAGAUUUCUUCAUGUAUUUUUUUCAUCUCCACUUCCUGGAGAAGAGCCCAUUGGAAGAGUGGAACCAGUGGGUAAUGCACCUUUGUUGGCAUUAGUUCACAAGAUGAACAACUGCCUCAGCCAGAUGGAACAAUUUCCAGUCAAAGUACAUGAUUUCCCUAGUGGAAAUGGGACAGGAGGCAGCUUUUCUCUCAACAGAGGAUCACAGGCUUUAAAAUUUUUCAACACACAUCAAUUAAAAUGCCAGUUACAAAGACAUCCAGACUGUGCAAAUGUGAAGCAGUGGAAGGGUGGACCUGUCAAGAUCGACCCUCUGGCUUUGGUACAAGCCAUCGAGAGAUACCUUGUAGUUAGAGGGUAUGGAAGAGUAAGAGAAGAUGAUGAAGACAGCGAUGAUGAUGGAUCAGAUGAGGAAAUAGAUGAGUCUCUGGCUGCUCAGUUCCUGAAUUCAGGAAAUGUAAGACACAGGCUGCAGUUUUAUAUUGGAGAACAUUUGCUGCCGUAUAACAUGACUGUGUAUCAGGCAGUACGGCAGUUUAGUAUACAGGCUGAAGAUGAAAGAGAAUCCACAGAUGAUGAGAGCAAUCCUCUAGGCAGAGCUGGUAUUUGGACAAAGACUCAUACAAUAUGGUAUAAACCUGUGAGAGAGGAUGAAGAAAGUAAUAAAGAUUGUGUUGGUGGUAAAAGAGGAAGAGCCCAAACAGCUCCAACGAAAACUUCCCCUAGAAAUGCAAAAAAGCAUGAUGAGUUAUGGCACGAUGGAGUGUGCCCAUCAGUAUCAAAUCCUUUAGAAGUUUACCUCAUUCCCACACCACCUGAAAAUAUAACAUUUGAAGACCCGUCAUUAGAUGUGAUCCUUCUUUUAAGAGUUUUACAUGCUAUCAGUCGAUACUGGUAUUACUUGUAUGAUAAUGCAAUGUGCAAGGAAAUUAUUCCAACUAGUGAAUUUAUUAACAGUAAGUUAACAGCAAAAGCAAAUAGGCAACUUCAAGAUCCUUUAGUAAUCAUGACAGGAAACAUCCCAACAUGGCUUACUGAGCUAGGAAAAACCUGCCCAUUUUUCUUUCCUUUUGAUACCCGGCAAAUGCUUUUUUAUGUAACUGCAUUUGAUCGGGACCGAGCAAUGCAAAGAUUACUUGAUACCAACCCAGAAAUCAACCAGUCUGAUUCUCAAGAUAGCAGAGUUGCACCUAGAUUGGAUAGAAAAAAACGUACUGUGAACCGAGAGGAGCUGCUGAAACAGGCGGAGUCUGUGAUGCAGGACCUCGGCAGCUCACGGGCCAUGUUAGAAAUCCAGUAUGAAAAUGAGGUUGGUACAGGUCUUGGGCCUACACUGGAGUUUUAUGCGCUUGUAUCUCAGGAACUACAGAGAGCUGACUUGGGUCUUUGGAGAGGUGAAGAAGUAACUCUUAGCAAUCCAAAAGGGAGCCAAGAAGGGACCAAGUAUAUUCAAAACCUCCAGGGCCUGUUUGCGCUUCCCUUUGGUAGGACAGCAAAGCCAGCUCAUAUUGCAAAGGUUAAGAUGAAGUUUCGCUUCUUAGGAAAAUUAAUGGCCAAGGCUAUCAUGGAUUUCAGAUUGGUGGACCUUCCCCUUGGCUUACCCUUUUAUAAAUGGAUGCUACGGCAAGAAACUUCACUGACAUCACACGAUUUGUUUGACAUCGACCCAGUUGUAGCCAGAUCAGUUUAUCACCUAGAAGACAUUGUCAGACAGAAGAAAAGACUUGAACAAGAUAAAUCCCAGACCAAAGAGAGUCUACAGUAUGCAUUAGAAACCUUGACUAUGAAUGGCUGCUCAGUUGAAGAUCUAGGACUGGAUUUCACUCUCCCAGGGUUUCCCAAUAUCGAACUGAAGAAAGGAGGGAAGGAUAUACCAGUCACUAUCCACAAUUUAGAGGAGUAUCUAAGACUGGUUAUAUUCUGGGCACUAAAUGAAGGCGUUUCUAGGCAAUUUGAUUCGUUCAGAGAUGGAUUUGAAUCAGUCUUCCCACUCAGUCAUCUUCAGUACUUCUACCCGGAGGAACUGGAUCAGCUCCUUUGUGGCAGUAAAGCAGACACUUGGGAUGCAAAGACACUGAUGGAAUGCUGUAGGCCUGAUCACGGUUAUACUCAUGACAGUCGGGCUGUGAAGUUUUUGUUUGAGAUUCUCAGUAGUUUUGAUAAUGAGCAGCAGAGGUUAUUUCUCCAGUUUGUGACUGGUAGCCCAAGAUUGCCUGUUGGAGGAUUCCGGAGUUUGAAUCCACCUUUGACAAUUGUCCGAAAGACGUUUGAAUCAACGGAAAACCCAGAUGACUUCUUGCCCUCUGUAAUGACUUGUGUGAACUAUCUUAAGUUGCCGGACUAUUCAAGCAUUGAGAUAAUGCGUGAAAAACUGUUAAUAGCAGCAAGAGAAGGGCAGCAGUCGUUCCAUCUUUCCUGAUCACAACAAGAAAUGCAAUGUCUGCCUGUUACAGCAAAAGAAACAAAUCAUGAUUUCUUUUCUAAUGUAUCACCUGAGUCAAGGAAACAUGUUACGCCUUCUUGUUGUAGGAAAAACGGCUUGCAGAUUAUAAAGAGACAUUUGGUUGAUAUUCAUUAAUGGCCCCAUGGACUUAAAGUGAUCAGGCCCUAAAAUGUUGUUGUGAUGAGGUUUCUUUAGCAAGUUCUUGUUUAAAUUAUCAUUUAUUUGAUGAGUGAAGUUUUUAACAUGCUUUGCUGUGUGAAAUUUAAAAAAGGGAUGUUUUUCCAGGCUGGAACAAUAAAUGUCGCUGUGCAGUUUAA